Molecule: messenger RNA, 1507 nt
Organism: Drosophila persimilis
Lineage: Eukaryota; Metazoa; Arthropoda; Insecta; Diptera; Drosophilidae
Product: alpha-tocopherol transfer protein-like
Exons: 6
Coding region: 266-1171 (301 amino acids)
Cellular component (GO): membrane
Molecular function (GO): phosphatidylinositol bisphosphate binding
Source: RefSeq, a predicted model, not a curated record
CUCGCUUACUAUAUCCAAGACUUGAGAGAUCUGGAGGUCUUGAACCAGCAAUCCCAGUAGUUGAAAUUAAUCGCGCGCUGGCCUUUGAUUACUAAAGUAUUAACUACACUACAGCUGACCGACCGACCGUUUAAGCGACCCUCUAUAAACGCGAUCCGAGCUAGAUAUACAAUCUGCACCGAGCCCAAGAAGGAUCUCUGUACAAACACUUGGAUCCCCUACAUUUGGAUUAGCUGAGCCUUAAUUACCUUUCGGAGUGCCCACAAUGCUGUCGGAUAUCGAUCAGCUGCCCUCGAUCCAGCUGGGAGAGUACACGCUCCAGUUCGAGCUGGGCGAGCCCACGGCCAUGGGCAAGGAGGUGGCCAUCAAGGAGCUGCGCGAGAGUCCAGAGCGCCAGAAGGAGGCCGUCAAGGAACUCGCUCGUUUGUUGGAGGCGGAGACCGAUCUGCACUAUCCCAAGGACAACGAGGAAUGGCUAAUACGAUUCCUGCGUCCGUGCAAGUAUUAUCCAGAGAGUGCACGCGAUCUGAUCAAACGCUACUACUCCUUCAAGGUAAAGCACUCGGACGUGUACAACAACCUGAAGCCCUCGGGCGAGGCCAACAUCUUCAAGAACAACAUACUGACCGUUUUUCCCAAUCGCGACCAGUGUGGACGCCGCAUCCUGGUACUGGAGCUGGGCAAACGCUGGAAGCACAAGCAGGUGUCACUCGAUGAGGUAUUCAAGGGAGCGGUCAUCUUCCUGGAGGCGGCCAUGCUGGAGCCAGAGACGCAGAUUCACGGUGCCGUCGUUAUCUUCGACAUGGAUGGCCUGAGUCUGCAGCAGACGUGGCAGUUCACGCCGCCCUUCGCCAAGCGCAUAGUCGACUGGUUGCAGGAUUCGGUGCCGCUACGCAUCAAGGCCAUCCACAUCGUAAACCAGCCGAAGAUGUUCAACGUGGUCUUCGCCCUCUUCAAACCAUUCCUUCGCGAGAAGCUGCGCGGCCGCAUCAUCUUCCACGGCACUGAUCGCGACUCCCUGCACAAGUAUAUGUCGCCCAAGUGCCUGCCCCCUGCCUACGGCGGCAUUCUGGAACUCAAGCGCGUGGAAAGCGAUCAGUGGUACCAGCUCCUUCUUAAGUGCGACACCGAGUUCGAUGCCAUUAACUCGUAUGGCUACAAAAAAAAGUAACGUGAUUGCUCGGUGUGCCUUCCGGGUCUGCAGCAAGUGAUAAUUUCCUUUUCUUUCCCCAAUAUGCCCCACAAUGCCCGCUCCACUCCACUGCACACUCAAAGUCACGCAAGUUAGGCAUAUAAUAGUUAAGCACUCAGUCUGUUUUACGCUUGUCCCGUUAGCGACAGCGCCUAGAGUUUGCCGUAGUCUUAAUCGAUCCGAUUCCAAUCCAGCGAAGUGUUAUACAUGCUCGUACAUAUUAUAUUUAAUCCGGGGUAAGCGUAUUUAUAUUGUGUUAAUACUUAUUAUACAUGUUAAACAAAUCGUUGAAAUAUAAACACACAUCCAUAUAAA